AUGGCACCAAUAAUAUCAAUUAACAAUACUGCUAUUGAUUCAAAAAUUGGUCCGAUUCUCUCUAAGAGUGCAGCGUUAAUUACUUUUGCUGCACCACAUUUCAAUAAUGAUGGUAAAAAGAAGCCAUUGUCUUUGAAAAUCUUUACUUACGUCACUUCUGGGAUUUGUCUGUUUGUUAUGAUACUGGUAUUUGUUCUGAAAGCUGUGAUGCAUGUAAGAUAUGGCUGGGGGUCAAGAAGGAUCUCCGAUUUGAAACGAUUGAAAAAUUUCUUUUUAAAACCUUUCAACUUUAAGAAAAAACCUGUGGAAAAUAAUCCACCUUUAUCCACUGGAAUGGCUUUCAUUUUCACUCCAACCAAUGCAAUUUCGGAACCAUAUAACGUUCCCAAGUACACUCAAUCUUUGAAUUCAAAUGAUGCAGGUUAUUUCGAUAAUGAGGGACAACUUCAUAAUAUAAGUGACAUUAACGAGAGCAACGAAAGCUUAAAUGCUCCUCCACCAUCAUUUGUUUCAAUUAUAAGACCAGAACCAGCAUACACUAGUCAUCAAUCAAGAGAUAGUUACUAUUACAAAGAAUUGCCCUUUAAUAAUAAUGAAAUUACAAGUUAA
This is a messenger RNA of Naumovozyma castellii, 609 nucleotides long. RefSeq lists its product as uncharacterized. Bases 1 to 609 code for a protein of 202 amino acids. Lineage: Eukaryota; Fungi; Ascomycota; Saccharomycetes; Saccharomycetales; Saccharomycetaceae. The record is from RefSeq and is a predicted model, not a curated record. The transcript has a single exon.